GCAGAAUACCUUCAUUUAGGUUGCUGUAUAUAUAAAAGGUUGUAAAGAUGGCGGUGGAACUCUACAAAUUCGUCUCGACACUAUUCAAAUCUUAUAUAGAAACCGUCAGGUUUUGAUGUCCUUGAGCCACGACCAAAACGCCACCAUGACCACCACAGCCACGGCCAAUGUUACAAUCCAGCACUCUCCAGAGAAAAGGUACAUAUGCAUCAAAUACCCGUUUCAUCCGCUUACAUGCUAACUAAGUCUAUAGUGCGGAGAAAAAAGCCCAAGCAUCUUUGACACUGGACAAAUAUCUCUACGCCGCUCCUCCAAACAUGAUCGAACGGCUCAGUCAAGGAGUCACGACUUCGAAGAAGGAAUUCCGAGCUCAAGUCAAAAAGUCAAUCGUGGCUUUUGAUGAGGCUUUCGAAGAGAAGAAGUGAUGCAUGAGACAUCUUGCAAAAAGUGCUUUCACGAUCUCCUCGAUGAUCGCUGAAGAUAGGACAUCUGUUAGAGUUUUGAUUGGAUUGUUGAGAGAAAGCUUGAAGAUGGUUCUCAAGGCUGUGGAUAACGUUAUAUACUUUUUACGCCGGAUUUUGAAUGAUGUAUUCAAAAGUUUGUUGGUUGGUUGAAUAAUUCUCUACAAAGAUUUUUUGUGUUGAGAAGAUUCAUUGCUCCAUACGGAGGAUUUGGUGCGCGGUUCGAGGAGGGACGUGACUAUA
Sclerotinia trifoliorum is the source of this 704-nucleotide messenger RNA. The record is from the annotation of a GenBank genome assembly. NCBI's taxonomy places the organism in Eukaryota, Fungi, Ascomycota, Leotiomycetes, Helotiales, Sclerotiniaceae.